Molecule: messenger RNA, 1336 nt
Organism: Ooceraea biroi (clonal raider ant)
Lineage: Eukaryota; Metazoa; Arthropoda; Insecta; Hymenoptera; Formicidae
Source: RefSeq, a predicted model, not a curated record
UAGCGCACACAAGCCGCGCACACGUACAUAUACACGUGUACACACGCGGCACACGUGCAGGCUCUGCCGGUGUUGGUACCGGUGUAGGUGUACGCCUCGUAGGUGUACACCAUCGCGGUUUGGCGCGGCGGCCGCGUACUGUUCUUGGCACAGUUUCUGGUCAUCUCCUAUUGCGAGCGGAACUCGCGCGAGCUGGACCCGUGCGUGCGAUUUCCUCGCGUCCCGUCUCGUCCGCGCAUCGCGUCGCGCCUCUUCCGCGCGCGGAAUUCCGGAUCUCCCGUCCGGAUCGGAUCGGAUCGGUGAUCGCAUCCGCGUGAUUGAUCUCGGGAAAAGGGCGAAGAGUCACGCGCACCGAGAAAAAAAUGCAGCUGACAACGUGUUGCAGAUGUUGUUCCCUGAAAACGGGGACAAUUUUCAGUGGAGUAUGCGGAAUCAUACUCGCCAUGAUUGCUCUAAUCCUGAUCUUUACGGCAAAUGUAGAAUGGAAAACAAUAAUUGUCGAUGUCCUAGACAAAACAGCCGUGAAGAUAAUCUUCGCAAUCAACCUCUGUAUGACCAUUCUAAUCUCCACCCUGCUCUUAGUCGGCGUUAUAAGGAAAAAUACCUUUAUGAUGCUUCCAUGGGUUGUUCUGGGUAUUAUGCUAGCCGUUGCCCUUCUUGUGAGCGUUCUUUAUACGGCAAUUAUGUUCUUCAUACACCACGAAGUCAUAAACGGUGUUCUUUGGCUCAUCCUCGGUCUAAUGGCUGUUGUGUUUUACACGUACAUGUGGCUGGUGGUAUAUAGUUAUUUCCAUCAGCUGAAGAUCGAGAAGAUGAGCGGAAGAAUGGGACCCUAUGGAAAACCGUACAAUUAUCGGCGACCAUGAGAGUAAGAUUAAAUGCGAUUAAGUAGACACGAUCGAAUAUUGAGUGAAAAAAUAAAAAAAUAUGUCCUAUUGACUCACUGACUAAAACUGAUUUUCUACGAUUAUAAUUUAUUGUGUGAUAAAUCAUGCAAGAUGAAGUAAUGAAAUAAGAAUAUAUUUUCGCACACCUUAAGUCUUUACAUAAUAUGUACAUAAUAUUUAUAUGUCUCCGUAAUACGUUAUACGAAGAUAUUCCACCAUAAUUUGUAUUUGCACCAAAGCAGAAUAUUUUUCGAUUUAUACAUGACUGGAUGUUUCGCAACAUCUCAUAAUCCACAUAAAGUGAGUAUAUAAAGUACAAGUAAACCUAGAUUUUAAGAAGUAUUUAUUAUUAUUAAUAUUCUAUCUCUUCUUGUUGUAUAAAUAUGAUUUAUUACUAUCAUAUUAAAUCUUUAAUUGAUCGAACGAAUAAAUAUGUUUGUAAUUUCAAA